CUUCUGCUCCAGCAGCUGUAUAUAAUACUUAUACACACGCGCGUGUAACUCCGCUAACAAAAAAUAUUUAUUACCGAUAUUAAUAAUUGUCGAUUUAGCCACUAUUUUUACUGUACUAUGUGUGCAUACAGAUACUCAGAUUCACAGAUGGACAGUUCAACAGUUGUAUAGACGACCGCAUUACUUUGCAAAUUUUAAUGUAAUAUACAUUAUAUUGUAAUAUUACCGCAAGACCGUAAUAUAUUGUCGGUAAAUUAAUAAUAUAACUUUUUAUGAACGGAUUAUUGGUGUGUGCAGUGUAAUAUAAUAGCGUUUGAAAGUUGAUGAGACUUGAGACGUUGAGAGACUUGAGACUCCAGACAGUCCAGACUCCAGACUCUCCAGAGUUUGCCCCGAGCGCUCCGAUUGGCCAAUUUUCCAUCAACUUUGCCAACGUUGAACGAUCGAGCAUAAAACGUAACGUUCUCGAGCCCGCUUCAUCUGAAAUCACACGUAAACAAAUAAGUAUAACCUCCAUCCUUUACUGCUUCCGUGAUGGGUUCUCGAGAGAAAAGACGCAGGCAAAGAAGUUCAUCAGACGAAAGCGAUGUCAAAAGUAAGAAGAAACGUGACAAAGUCCACCACCGCAGCAAGGAGGAGGACCGCUUGGACAGUCGUAAAGAGCGAGAAGGAAGCUGGGGCAUUGACAAAAAAAGGAGUGAUGACGAUGAUGAUAUUUCAUCAAAGGAGACAGCUAGACGCAAAGAGAAGUCUAGAAGACAAAGUCGUAGCCGAAGUAGGGAUCGCAACAGGUCAGCCAGAGAGGACAGGAAUAAGAGCGGAGAUACGAGUAAAGGGUCGAGGAGUAAAAAGGUGAGAAGCAGAGAAAGGAGCAGAGAUAGAAAUCACAGCAGAGACAGAGACCUUGAUGAGAGUAAAAGUAGGAAUCGAGAUGAAAGCAAACAGAGGAAUAGGGAUUCUAAAAGAGAUAGAAACACUGAGAGGAAUGAUAAUACCAGAAGUAGACAUGCCGUUCAAGGUGAUAGAGAGGACAAAGUUGAGGAUCAGAAGAGAAACAAGAAUAGUAGAGUUGCAAGCUUAGAAAAAAGUAAAAAUAAAAGCAGGAGAGCAAAGAGUGAAAGUGAAAGCCCGGAAAAGAGUGGACCCAAAGAUAAAGUUAGAGAACGAAGUAAAAGCUUGGACAAAAGUAAAAAUCAGAAACGCAACAAAAGUGUCGAAAGAAGUUUAGACAAAACUAAAACCAAAAGUAAACUUAAGGAUAGAAGUGAAAGCCCCAAAAAAGUAAAAAAACAAAGCAAACUUGUAAAAAAUACAAAGAGUAAAGAAAAAACAGACAAGCAUAAGAAAGACAAAAGUAGCAGCGAUGACAGUAGUAGUAGUAGUAGUGAUAGUGAUGAUAAUAGUACCAGCAGUAGUGAGUCCAGUUCUUCAGAUUCGAGUUCAUCUGACAAUGAAUCUGAUGAAUCAUCAUCAUCAUCAUCUGUAUCUUCAUCAUCGGAUGAUUCCAGAGAAACAACUCCAGAAAAACCUACGAGCAAACAAGAAAAAACGUUGGACAAAUCUAAAAAAGACAAAAAAAACGAAAAAGAUGUAGAACUUACUAGAGAACUUGAGAAAAAACCUAUUGAAAAAGUAGAAGUUAUUAGAGAACUUGAGAAAAAACCUAUUGAAAAAGUAGAAGUUAUUAGAGAACUUGAAAAAAAACCUAUUGACAAAGAAAGUAAGCGUGAAGGUUUUAUUGAUUUAAAUAAGCCUCGAGAAGAGGAACAUAUUGACAGAAAAGAAGGCAAAGAAAUCGAUAAACAAGGUAGUAGUCGAUCUUAUGUGGAUAAAAGUAAAACUAGAGAACGGAUCAGAGACAGAAACAAAGAAAGAAGUAGGGAAAGAAGUAGAGAAAAAAGUAGAGAAAAAAGUAGAGAAAAAAGUAGAGAAAAAAGUAGAGAAAAAAGUAAAGAAAAAAACAGAAACAAAGAAAGAAGUAGGGAAAGAAGUAAAGAAAAAAGUAGAGAAAAAAGUAGAGAAAAAAGUAGAGAAAAAAGUAGAGAAAAAAGUAAAGAAAAAAGUAGAGAAAAAAGUAGAGAAAGAAGUAGAGAAAGAAGUAGAGAAAGAAGUAGAGAAAGAAGUAGAGAAAGAAAAAGAGCAAGAAGUAGGGACAGAGACAGGGCACGAAAUAGGAGUAGAGAAAGAUAUUGGGAUGGAGACUUCAGAAACAGGGAUAGAGACAGAGACUACACAGAGAGCUUGCGCCGGUACUGGGACGAUCGUGAUAGAUACAGAGAUAGGGAUGAUUACAGAGAUAGAAGUGAUGAUGCGCAUCGAGAGAGACGGAGAGAUCGAAGUGAAGACAGAUUUAGAAGUAGUUAUAAAGACAAAGAUCGAAACAGAAAUGAUGAUGAUGAUGGUAGAGGUAGACAAAAAAGUUUAGACAGACAUGGAGAAAUCGGAAAUUCUUAUUAUGGUACAGAUGUCAGGAAGAAUAAAGCUGAUUCUGACUCAAAAAAUAAUGAUAAGCCAUUAAAGGAGAAAAACAACGGAAAAGAUGUAGAAAAGUCCAAGGAUAAUAAUGAAAAUGAUAAUCCUGAAAUAAUUCCUGCCAAGCAAAGAAAAACCGUUGAUUUAUUAACGUCUAAGACUGGUGGUGCUUAUAUCCCACCUGCCAAGUUGAGAUUGAUGCAAGCUGGAAUCACGGACAAGAGUGGUGCUGCCUAUCAACGCAUUGCCUGGGAGGCUCUGAAGAAAUCUAUUCAUGGAUUCAUCAAUAAGGUCAACACCAGCAACAUAGGACUCAUUACUAGAGAAUUAUUGAAAGAAAAUGUUGUCAGAGGUAGAGGUCUCUUGGCUAGAUCUAUUAUCCAGGCUCAAGCCGCUUCUCUUACUUUCACACCAGUUUAUGCAGCGUUGGUUUCUGUCAUCAAUUCUAAAUUUCCAAACAUAGGAGAAUUACUUUUAAAACGUCUAGCAAUACAGUUCAAACGAGGUGUUCGACGUUCCGACAAGACUUUGUGUAUAUCAUCAGCUACAUUCAUUGCUCACUUGGUAAAUCAAGGUGUAGCCCAUGAAAUUUUGGUUCUUGAAAUAUUAACACUAUUGGUACAGACACCGACAGAUGACUCCAUUGAAGUAGCUAUAGCGGUUUUGAAAGAGUGCGGUAUGAAACUGACACAGGUAUCACGCAAGGGUAUCGAGGCCAUAUUUGAAAUGUUGAGAAAUAUCCUUCAUGAAGGAGAGCUGGACAAGAGGGUGCAAUAUAUGAUUGAAGUUAUGUUCCAAAUUCGCAAAGAUGGUUUCAAGGAUCAUGAAUCUGUUCCCAAAGAAUUAGAUCUUGUUGAAGAAGAAGAUCAGAUGACACAUUUAAUAACACUUGAUGAGGCAACAGAAGGAAACGAAAUAUUGAAUGUAUUCAAGUAUGAUCCUGAGUAUAUAAACAAUGAAAGUAAAUAUAAGGAGUUGAGCAAAGAGAUUUUGAAUACAGAUAGCGAAUCAGACGGUGAAGAAGGCAGUGAUGAUGAAGAUGAAGAUGAAGAUUCAGACGAGAAUGAUGAAGAAAAAGUUCAAGACUCAGGCCUCAUCAUUGACAAUACAGAGACGAAUUUGACUGCCCUUAGAAGGACUAUAUAUUUGACGAUACAUUCUUCUCUUGAUUUUGAAGAAUGUGCUCACAAACUUUUAAAAAUGCAGUUGAAGCCUGGUCAAGAGAUCGAACUUUGCAACAUGUUCUUGGACUGUUGUGCAGAGAUGCGUACAUAUGAAAAAUUCUUUGGGCUAUUAGCAGGGCGGUUUUGCGCAAUUAACAAAAUUUUUGUUGAUCCGUUCCAAAAAAUCUUUAUGGACUCCUACAAUACCAUCCAUAGAUUAGAUACCAAUAGAUUGCGGAACGUUGCCAAAUUUUUUGCACACCUUCUGAUGACUGACUCAAUUUCUUGGGGUGUAUUAGAAAAUAUCAAAUUAAACGAAGAGGACACUACCAGUUCCAGUAGAGUUUUCAUUAAAAUACUGUUUCAAGAGUUAUCCGAAUACAUGGGGCUUCCAAAAUUAAAUAACAAACUAAAGAAUGAAGAGCUGCAAGAAGCUUUGGCAGGUUUAUUUCCUAAAGGAGAUCCGAAAAAUACUCGAUUUGCAAUUAACUUUUUCACCUCCAUUGGCUUAGGAGGAUUAACUGAUGAUUUGAGGGAGCAUCUGAAAUCUCGGCCAAAACCUACACCACUACCACCUGUCAUUGAGGUAAGCGAAGUUAAAAAAGAAAAACCAUCUAGUUCAAGCUCAUCAAGUUCAAGUUCAUCAUCAUCUGAAUCGUCCUCCUCGUCUUCCUCAGAAGAUUCAUCAGAAGAUGAAAAAAAGAAAAAAAAGAAAAACAAAACAAAAACUAAAAAGAAGAAAGAUACAAAAUCUGGAGAAGAAAAAGAAAAUAUAAGGAAAAAGGAGAAAAUGAAUCGCAAAAGAGAACGAUCUCCAAAAGUUAAAAAACACAAAAGGAAUGAAAAGAAAAAGAGGAAGUAAUUAAAAUAGCGUGUAAUAUAAUUUGACUUGCGGAAAAAUAAAAUAUUAGGCUGUGUUUGCCAUUAUUUUUAA
This is a messenger RNA of Copidosoma floridanum, 4569 nucleotides long. RefSeq names its product pre-mRNA-splicing factor nucampholin (gene ncm). The record is from RefSeq and is a predicted model, not a curated record. NCBI's taxonomy places the organism in Eukaryota, Metazoa, Arthropoda, Insecta, Hymenoptera, Encyrtidae. Gene Ontology annotation, biological process: mRNA splicing, via spliceosome. Gene Ontology annotation, cellular component: catalytic step 2 spliceosome. Gene Ontology annotation, molecular function: RNA binding; protein binding.